Messenger RNA from Thunnus maccoyii (southern bluefin tuna), 1424 nucleotides. RefSeq names its product protein FAM177B. The coding region runs from base 601 to 1161 and encodes 186 amino acids. The transcript has 5 exons. Lineage: Eukaryota; Metazoa; Chordata; Actinopteri; Scombriformes; Scombridae. The record is from RefSeq and is a predicted model, not a curated record.
AGAUGACAAAAAAAUUGAUUGUACAUCCUCAAAAAAAGAUAAAAAAAACAUUCUUUAAAUGUGAUUAUGGUUGCCAGUUUGUGGUCCACAAUUACGCCACCCUCCUGUUAUUUGUGGCGUAAUUUAAAUACAUUUUAUAUUCCAACACCAAAAUACAUUUUUAAUAAAUAAAUCUGAAGUUCCAACAAUAAUAGGAAACGUACAGAAAAUUAUGCUGCAGACAUCUAAAUGAGUGUUUUCUUGGUUUGUAGUCAAACAGACUGAACAAAUAUUUUUAUCUGGCUUUGUGGCUACCUGAGGGGGACUUAUGCGGGUUGAAGUUGGCAAUAAACCUUGACAUUCAACACACUGCAACAAGUCCAGCCCCUCAAUACAGAGAAGGAAACGGAUUGCUUAUCUGACGACUUGCCCGUGAUAAGGUUCGCACCUCUGUGUUUGGCGUCUCGGGUUUCAAGACAAAUCCUGUAUCCUGUAGUUGUUUUUUUUUCUACACAAAGUCUACACAGUCAGCGUGGAUGGACGUACAGUACAGCUGUGACAUGACAAAGGAUCUACAGUGUUGCAUUGGAGCAGUAAAGAAAGACUUGUAGUAUCUGAAGAAUGAACAACAGCCAGCAGGAAGUAACAGACAUCCAGGAAACAGAGCUUGGGGGUGGUGCCCCGUCCAGACAGAAGAGGAUCAUCUACUUCUCCAACGGUGAAACUUUGGAGGAGGAAGACAGCGAGGAGGAGGAGGAGGAGGAAGAGGAAGAGGAGCAGUCACCAAACAGAGGCCCCUUCAGAGAACCUGCAGAGAGGUCCUCCAAGACUCGGUUCUCAUUCAAGAAUGUGGCCUUUCUGGUCGGGAGGAUGUCACUGAUGAUUUGUGAUUUCCUUGGAGAGAGAGCAGCUGGUGCGCUUGGACUGAACGCAGCCAAAUACCAGUACGCCAUUGAUCAGUAUCAGCGUGAUCACAAGACAACAACAAGCAGCCAAACCACAAAUGGCCAAAUGAAAGGACAGGCAGAGACAACCCACCUCUCUCCUGGACUGGAUGGGAGUCCUUAUGGGGCUACAGCGGAUACAAGACACCCCGCUGAUCCCCAAAAGAGCUGCGAUGAGAAAUGUAUGGACAGAAAUGAAGGACGUCACAACAGAGCCUAUGAAGCAGAUGAGGAGUGAAAAUAAAGCACAUCAGGUCCAUUGUGUGUCAGAAAUAAUGCAUGAUUCUUACAAAGUAUGGUGGGCUUGUUUGUAUAGUAUGGUAAUGUUACACCAGAAAUAUGUGAUUUCAGUGUGUGGCGAAUGGUACAAUAUUGCAAUGUUGUUUAUGUAAUAAAAAUAAAUUGAUUAUCAUGUCAUACAUGUGUACACAGAGAAACGACUAACUUUUAGGAGGCUUAUGCUGCUGUUUGCUGUUAAUAUCGACAUAGGACAAUAAAAUU